Carassius carassius (crucian carp) is the source of this 1140-nucleotide messenger RNA. Its product is annotated as dehydrogenase/reductase SDR family member 11-like. The transcript has 7 exons. Bases 203 to 979 code for a protein of 258 amino acids. The record is from RefSeq and is a predicted model, not a curated record. Lineage: Eukaryota; Metazoa; Chordata; Actinopteri; Cypriniformes; Cyprinidae.
UGUAGAGCUGUUCCUGAGUGUUAACCGUAGAAGAUCAGGGAGGGCUGGAGUGAUUUGUUCCCGCCUUAAACAGGUUCACUGAUCCCAGUCUGACUCGGCGAUAUUCCUGCACGCGCACUGCACUUCUGAUCUUCUGACACAUUGUUUCAGUCCGGCGCGGAUUAGAAGUCUCAGUGUUACAUUGUGACAUCGCGUGCCUCUGAUGGUGAUGAUGCAGCGCUGGAAGGGGAGAGUCGCGCUGGUCACCGGAGCGUCUGUCGGGAUCGGAGCGGCGGUGGCUCGCGCUCUCGUCCAGAACGGCAUGAAGGUGGUCGGCUGCGCACGGAACGUGGACAAGAUCGAGAAGCUGGCAGCCGAGUGUCAGAGCGCGGGAUACAGCGGCACUCUGAUCCCGUAUAAGUGUGAUCUGUGCAAUGAGGAAGAGAUUCUGUCCAUGUUUUCAGCCAUUAAGACGUUGCACCAGGGAGUGGACGUGUGCAUCAACAAUGCCGGCCUGGCUCACAACGAACCGCUGCUGAACGGAAGGACAGAGGGCUGGAGGAAUAUGAUCGAUGUCAACAUACUCGCUCUGGCCAUCUGCACACGUGAGGCCUACCAGUCCAUGAAGGAGAGACACGUGGAUGACGGACACAUCAUCAACAUCAACAGUAUGGGGGGUCACAGGAUGGUGCCCUGCGCUGACGAACACUUCUACUGUGCCACCAAAUACGCUGUGACCGCUAUGACAGAGGGACUGAGACAGGAGCUACGGGAGGCCAGAACACAGAUCAGAGCCACGAGUAUAUCACCUGGAAUAGUGGAAACUGAAUUUGCCUUCAGGCAUCACAACAGCGAUCCGGAGAGAGCCGCGGCUGUUUAUGAAAGUAUGAAGUGUUUGAAAGCAGAAGACAUCGCCAGCGCCGUCACAUACGUCCUGAGCGCACCUGCUCAUGUCCAGAUCGGUGAUGUUCAGAUGCGGUCGGUGGAGCAGGUGUCGUAGGAGCGAGCUGGAACAAGACGACAGGCAGUGGGUGACACCUACUGGGCAAAAACACCUUUAACACCUAGUUUUAAAAAACUGAUUGAAGGGAAUAAUAGUGUUUGGGUUUGCAGAUCGGAUCGAAUCUGAGAAGGCAGCUCUGUGUGUCUCCAUCUGAUGCU